AUGUCGCAAGCCAACAAAAAGGGCGCCGGCGCCCGCGGCAAAAAGACUGGGGGCAAAGGCCCCGCGGACGACAAAGGCGAAGACGUCCUUCAGGCCGUUGCCUUCUGGGGCUUUUCGCAGUGUCUCCUUCCCCUCGCAAACACCCCUCUCAUCGAAUACACCCUCGAGUACCUGGCCAUGAACGGCGUCCAAGAAGCGUACGUCUACUGCGGCGCAUUUGCCGACCAAGUCGAGAGCUACCUGGCUGCGUCGCCACGGUGGUCGCCGACCAGCAAGACGAACCCCUUCCAGUCUCUUGAUAUCAUCCGUGUCGCCCAGGCUUCGUCGCUUGGCGAUUUCCUGCGUGAUCUCGACAAGCGCGGCAUCAUCGCCGGCGACUUUGUUCUCGUCCACGGAGACGUCGUCUCCAACGUGCCCCUCGACCCCAUACUUGCGCGCCACCGAGCGCGCCGUGAAACGAACCGCGACGCCGUCAUGACGCUGGUCUUGCGCGAGGGUGGCGACUGCGAUGUGGCCGCCGGAAGCAGCAACGACCAUCACACCCGCGCCCAUGGCAUCGAGCCCAUCUUUGUCCUUGAUGCGACCUCCGGCCGUUGUCUCCAGUACGACGAGAUGACGCCUCUCGACCAUGGCGACGACCGCUAUCUCGUCAUUGACCCCGCCUUCCUCGAGAAGAAUGCCGACAUCACGAUCCGCUCCGACCUGAUCGACUGCAGCAUCGACAUCUGCACGCCUGACGUCCUGGCCCUGUGGACCGAGAGCUUUGACUGCGAGUUGCCACGCAAGAAUUUCUUGCACAACGUCCUCAAGGACUGGGAGCUGAACGGGAAGUUGAUCUACACGGAAAUUGUUGGCGACCAGCCGCACCCCCACAGCAGUGCAAGCGGCAGCUAUGCCGCGCGUGUCAACAGCCUGCAAAUGUACGACGCCGUCAGCCGGGACAUUCUCAGCCGCUGGACCUACCCCAUGGUGCCCGACACAAAUCUCCUCCCGGGCCACUCCUAUGCUAGCGUAAGGCGCCGCGCUGGCCGUGUCGGCGGUGGUGCUGGAGUGGGCGUGUCGGCCGAGCGUAGUGUCACAAUCGAUCCGUCCGCAUUAGUAUCCCGUGCGGCGGUUGGCCUGCACACAGCUAUUGGCGCGAACACUGUAGUUUCCGGGAGCACAAUCGGCCGCCGUUGCCGCAUCGGCAACAAUGUGCGCUUAGAAAACUGCUACCUGUGGGACGAUGUCGUCAUUGGCGAUAACACCGUGGUCACACAAUCCAUCCUCGCCAACAACGUCCAGGUCGGAACCGACUGUGUCGUCCCGGCCGGCUCCGUUCUGUCGUUUGGCGUGGCUGUUGCUGACAAGGUCCGGCUCACUGCUAAAGCAGGCAACCCUGUCGUGCUGUCUGUCUUCCAGUCGAAUGGCAGCCCUGCCGUUGACGACGCGGCUGUUGUCGGUGCUGGAGGUAAGGGUGCGACGUACUACCAUUCGACAAAGGACAACGAUGACGAUGACGAAGAGAGCGAUGCGAUUACCGCCGAGUCUCUGCAACGAUCCCUCGUGUACUCCACCGCACACCUCAAUCUCUCCACCUCUUCUAUUUCUAGCUUCGAGUCCGACGGCGGCUUUGAGGACGACAAUGCUGUGUUUGACGACGAUGAUGAAGACGCAGCGGCAAAAGGAGGAAAGAGCGGUGAUUUCCUCAGCGCUAGCAACGCAGGCGGCGAGCGGGGAUCAAGAUCACGGCUGCCGUCGUUUGCGUCACUCGACGGCUCGCGGUUUUCGACGAGCGACGGCCUGGCUGGCCGUUUCGCGUCUGGUCCGGGUGCCGCAACGGGCUUGAUCGGUGCCGAUGGCGUGAGCACAGUCAGCAGCUCCUUCCACACGGACGCUGUCAAUGGCCUGCUCGAUGCUCUGCGCGACGACGCUAGCGGCGACUUUGAGUCUGCACGCCUCGAGUUCAUGGGUCUGCGUCUGUCCACGGACGCCUCCGAUGGCGCUGUGCGUCGCGCGGUGGCGGCUGCGUUUGCACGCCGCGCUUGCGAGCUGGCCGCCCCCGUUGGUACGCCUGGUGAUCAGGGCCGCGGUCUCGACGCCUCCAAGGCGGCCGAGCGCGCCGUCAAGAGCAAGACGGGCGCCGCCAAAUUUGUGCGCGAUGUUGGCGUAGGCAGCGGCUCGUCCGACGAGCAGGUCGAGUUCGUGCUUGCGCUGCAGCGGACCCUCGUCGGUAUGCGUAUCCGGGAGGAGAAGGAGAACAAGGGCAAGCAUGUCGAGGGCCUGGCUGCGCCCGGGACAUUACUUGCGGCUCUUCUGCAGCAGCUGUACGACAGCGACGUGCUUGACGAGGAGGGUAUCCUGGCUUGGUGGGCCGAUGGUCGCGCAGCCGAGGGCGGCAGUGGCGGCUCUGGCGAUAGCAGCAUGACGGGAGCUCGCGAGAGGUGCCGUGUGCUUGUCGAGUGGCUCGAGACGGCCGAGGAGGACGACAGUGACGAGGACGACGAAGACGACGAGGACGAGGAGAGUGAUGAGGAAGACAGCGAUUAA
Sporothrix brasiliensis 5110 is the source of this 2529-nucleotide messenger RNA. RefSeq names its product translation initiation factor eIF-2B subunit epsilon. The record is from RefSeq and is a predicted model, not a curated record. Gene Ontology annotation, molecular function: translation initiation factor activity; guanyl-nucleotide exchange factor activity; translation initiation factor binding. The coding region runs from base 1 to 2529 and encodes 842 amino acids. Gene Ontology annotation, cellular component: eukaryotic translation initiation factor 2B complex. Lineage: Eukaryota; Fungi; Ascomycota; Sordariomycetes; Ophiostomatales; Ophiostomataceae. The transcript is spliced from 2 exons.